AUGGAUUCCGAUGAAAGUUAUGAGACCACUUCGGAAGUCUUUCGUGAAGAAGACAGCGAUCCAAGCUCUUCAAGCAGCCAGACUAGUGUCAAUAGAGAUAGUGGAGAGAUACGUGAACUGUAUGCCUCCACAUUUUCCGGUCCGGAGCAUGCAAUAAUUCCUACACUGGACAGCCAAAUUGGAUCGCUCACGGCAAAGAUAAAAGAGCAAACCAUUCAAAUUCAGUCGCUCAAAGAGGAACGGAUCAAAUAUCUGGAGCAGAUCACCCAGUUGUACUCCACACUGGAGAAACGGGAAAGUGAACUGGUUGAAUUCAUUCAGUCGUACGAGCAAAAAGCGAAUGAUGUUGCCCAGUACAUGCAAGAAGUCCAAGGACUGUUGUCUCAGCUGACAACAUUAUUUCCCGACCAGUUGGCCGAGUCGAACUCUACGGAUGACUCACUGGCUAACGUGUCAUCGAAUUGUGGACCUACUGGGAUUUCGGGCAACUCGAAUGCGACAAAUAGCAUUUCCACAAAUCAGAACAAGAUGCUCACCGCUGCGGACAAAGGAGUCGGAUCGGAAAGCACCACGAACACACCGCAUAUCAAUGGAUCCGAAUCAACUGCCCCGAUGGCAUGGGAUCAGCGAGGACGUGCACUUCUGCACGCUCUAUCUGCUUCCGUGGCCACGGCUUCGGCCCGGAAUAAACAAAGCACACUGCCGAGAAAUACCGAGCCACCCAGUAAGUAA
This is a messenger RNA of Echinostoma caproni, 732 nucleotides long. The record is from the annotation of a GenBank genome assembly. NCBI's taxonomy places the organism in Eukaryota, Metazoa, Platyhelminthes, Trematoda, Plagiorchiida, Echinostomatidae.